Dictyostelium discoideum AX4 is the source of this 540-nucleotide messenger RNA. It is a transcript of the gene ppiA, whose product is annotated as cyclophilin-type peptidylprolyl cis-trans isomerase. The transcript has 3 exons. Lineage: Eukaryota; Evosea; Eumycetozoa; Dictyosteliales; Dictyosteliaceae. Gene Ontology annotation, cellular component: cytosol. Gene Ontology annotation, molecular function: peptidyl-prolyl cis-trans isomerase activity. Bases 1 to 540 code for a protein of 179 amino acids. Gene Ontology annotation, biological process: protein folding. The record is from RefSeq and is a predicted model, not a curated record.
AUGACAACUGUUAAACCAACCUCCCCAGAAAACCCACGUGUCUUCUUUGAUAUCACCAUCGGUGGUGUUGAAGCCGGUAAAGUAGUUAUGGAAUUAUAUGCCAACACUGUCCCAAAGACUGCUGAAAACUUCAGAGCUUUAUGUACUGGUGAAAAAGGUAUCGGUAAAUCAGGCAAACCAUUAUCAUACAAAGGAUCAUCUUUCCAUCGUGUUAUCACCAACUUUAUGUGUCAAGGUGGUGACUUUACCAUGGGUAAUGGUACUGGUGGUGAAUCAAUCUACGGUAACAAAUUUGCUGAUGAAAACUUCAAAUUAAAACAUUUCGGUCAAGGUACACUCUCAAUGGCCAACGCUGGUGCCAACACCAAUGGUUCACAAUUCUUUAUCUGUGUUGCUCCAACUGAUUGGUUAGACGGUAAACACGUUGUAUUCGGUUUUGUCACUGAAGGUAUGGAUGUCGUUAAAAAGAUGGAAGCUGCUGGUUCACAAUCAGGUAAAACUACCAAACCAGUCGUCAUUGCCAACUGUGGUCAACUUUAA